Betta splendens (Siamese fighting fish) is the source of this 6734-nucleotide messenger RNA. RefSeq lists its product as uncharacterized. The record is from RefSeq and is a predicted model, not a curated record. The transcript has 2 exons. NCBI's taxonomy places the organism in Eukaryota, Metazoa, Chordata, Actinopteri, Anabantiformes, Osphronemidae. Bases 481 to 2910 code for a protein of 809 amino acids.
CCUUUAAGGCAAUCUUUAAUUUAUGUAUAUUUUUUCCUAAAUUUGUAUUUAAGUUUGUUUGAUGCAAAGUGUUCAUCUCAAAUGUUUAUAAGUAUGUGUAUGAUAAUAUAAAAUUGUUUCUCUUAGGACAAAUCGCUAAUUUGAGAAGUUUAUAUAAUCUCGCGAUAUGUGUUAAGUGACUUCCGGUUUGCGGGAGAUCGCGUUAGUAAUUUCCUGUUUACGACGGGAUACGGGAGAAACUAGGCACAUGCGACCGUCAUGUGAAUCUCUUGCCAUCCGCUAAGAAAUACCAUAGACGCAAUGCCUUUUUACCAAAUUACCAUAUAAAGUGAAGAGAAGAAAAUAAACGACACUUUUAUGAAGUGAAUCCUCUUCAUUUGACGUCUGGUUAGCUCCGUGUUUAGUUUAGAGUUUCAACACUCUGGACAAGAACACUAGAGUAAAAAGGCAUAAACUUCACAUAUUUCUACAAGCAACAAAAUGGCUAGCAGACAAAGCUCCAAGUCAUCAAGCAGCAAGAGUGGCUUGACGCAUUCGUCCACAGCAAGUGCAGCUGCCAUCGCUAGAGCUAAAGCAGAAGCUGCCAAAGUACGAGCGUCAUAUGCUAGCAAAGAAGCUAAGCUAAAGAUGGAAAAGGCUGCCAGAGAAGCAGAAAGUCUUACAAGAGACGCACAGAAUCAGUUGGAAAGGGUAAGGAUCGAUGCAGAGAUAGAAGUGCUGAAUCUACAGAGAGAGGCUGAUGCAGCUAUAGCAGAAGCAGAUGCAUUAGAGAAUCCUGGAGGACUGAGGGUUUUAGAUACAGCUGGAGAAUCUGUCUCAGAAAGAGUAAAGGAGGAACGCAUAAAGGAAUAUGUGGAUUCACAAAACGACCUUCAACGACAAUCACAUCCUCCAAACCUGCCUGCAAGCAUCCCAUCUCACACAGAUGCAAAGGAAAACCAAGUAAAACUGCACUUACCUGCAAAAGAGGACUUCCAACUAAAUCCUACACAAGAAUUAAGGACCCACAAUGGCAACAGCUUCGAUGAGAAGAUAUCAAGCCCCAUCAUGAAUGCUGAUGCAUCGCCAUACACACCACGGUAUAUUCCAUCGUCUGCCCGACAGCCGGAUCCAGAACCUGUGGCACUCUAUCUAGCACGGAGAGAUUUGGUUAACUCAGGGCUGUACCAGUACGACGAUAAGCCUGAAAAUUAUCGUGCCUGGUACUCUUCAUUCUCCGGUGCUGUUAACGGUCUCCAGCUCACAUCAGCCCAGGAACUGGACCUCAUGACUAAGUGGCUAGGAAAAGACUCCAGUGAACUGGUAAAACGCAUUCGCUCAGUCCAUGUAAAUAACCCCAGAUUAGCCUUAAUUAAGGCAUGGGAGAGGCUACAAGAGUCUUAUGCAGCUCCAGAAAUCCUAGAAAACUUGCUGUUUCAGCGAUUAGAGAGGUUUCCCAAGAUUACUGCUAAAGACAACAUAAAGUUAAGAGAAUUAGGAGAUUUGCUGCAGGAAAUUGAAGGUGCUAAAGAAGAUGGCUACCUCACAGGCCUGACAUACUUGGACACUCCACGGGGAAUAGCACCAAUUGUGGAAAAACUUCCAUUCGGUCUUCAAGAGAGGUGGGUCUCUAUUGGUUCUUUUUACAAAGAAGAGAACUUUGGUCGCUUUCCACCCUUUGAGCACUUUUGCAAGUUUGUGUGCCAUGAAGCAAAGAAGAGAAAUGACCCCAGUUUCAUGUGUCAGUCCAGCCCCACAACUCAUUCCAAACCAGCUAAGUAUACCUCAAACCAUUUCAUCCCAAACAAACCAGUCUCUGUGCACAAAACAAAUGUUUCUAUCACCAAUACUGAUCCUAACAAGAACUGUCCACUACAUAACAAACCUCAUCCACUUAAGAAAUGCAGAAUGUUCCGGAACAAACCCUACAGUGAGAGGAGGACAAUCCUCAAAGAGAAAGGAAUAUGUUUCAAAUGCUGCUCUUCUACUUCCCAUUUAGCCAAAGCCUGCAUGUCAGCUGUGAAGUGUUCUGAAUGCAGUAGUAGCUAUCACGAUGCAGCAAUGCACCCUGACUCAUCAUACCAAACAAUCAAGGCUCCCUCAACGGCUCAAGAAGACGGCGGGGAGGGGGAAGAGCAAACAGAUGCCAUCAACACAAGCUGCACAGAAGUCUGCGGCCCAGGUCAGUGGAACCGCUCAUGCUCAAAGAUAUGUCUUACUAAGAUUUAUCCAAAAGGCGCUCAGGACAAAGCCAUUAAAGCUUAUGUAAUAUUGGAUGAUCAAAGUAAUCGCUCACUAGCUAGGUCAGAGUUCUUCGAACUGUUUAAUAUAGAGAGCAGUCCAUGCUUCUACUACCUCAAAACUUGUUCUGGAGUCACAGAAACAUCAGGCAGAAAGGCUGAGGGAUUCCAGAUAGAGUCACUCGACGGCAAAGUCGUCAUCUGUCUCCCUCCACUCCUAGAAUGCAACGACAUCCUGAACAACCGUUCAGAGAUUCCAACUCCAAGUGCAAUCAUGCACCAACCCCAUUUAAGAGACAUUGCUAAACACGUCCCAGACUUAGAUCCAGAUGCAAAAAUACUACUGCUACUGGGAAGAGAUGUCAUUAGAGCACAUAAAGUCAGAGAGCAGAUUAAUGGACCACACAACGCACCCUUUGCACAACGUCUGGACCUUGGCUGGGUGGUUGUUGGAGAUGUGUGUCUCGGGAACGUGCACAAACCCAUGGUAAAGACAUUCAAAACCAACGUGCUAGAGAACGGCCGACCUUCAAUAUUUCAGCCUUGCACCAGCUUCAUACACGCCAGAGAAGCACGGCAUGAUUAUGACCAGCGAUGCAGUGUUAAUGAAAAAAUGCUAGGACAGUCUGUGUUCAUCCAAACAGAACAUGACAACAAGAAUGGAUGCAAAGGUCUACAGAGACGAAGAUAACAGUUGGGUUGCGCCAUUGCCUUUCAGAGAACCCAGACAGCGUUUGCCAAAUAACAAAGAGCAAGCAAUUAGUCGAUUCACUUCCCUGAAACGAACAAUGAAAAGGAAACCAGAGAUGCAGCAACAGUAUGUGGAGUUCAUGGGAAGGAUAUUUGCCAAUGGACAUGCUGAGGUGGCACCUCAACUGAAAGAAAAUGAGGAAUGCUGGUAUCUCCCAACAUUUGGAGUUUAUCACCCACAGAAACCCAACCAGAUCAGAGUGGUUUUUGAUUCUAGUGCACAGUGGUCUGGCACCUCACUCAACGAUGUGCUUCUUAAAGGUCCUGAUCUAAAUAACAGUCUCCUAGGUGUUCUGUUACGGUUCAGGAAAGAGAAGGUUGCAGUUCUUGCUGACAUCCAGCAAAUGUUUCACUGUUUCCUAGUACAUGAAGACCACAGAAACUUCUUACGAUUUCUUUGGCACAAGGAUAAUGACAUCAACAAGGAGGUUGUCGAGUACAGAAUGAGAGUCCACGUCUUCGGUAACAGUCCGUCGCCUGCAGUUGCUGUCUAUGGGCUAAGAAGAGCCAUAAGGGAAGGUGCACAAAGGUAUGGCGAGGACACUGUUAAGUUUGUGGAAAGACACUUUUAUGUCGAUGAUGGCCUAAUAUCAGUGUCAACUGAAGCUGAAGCAAUUGAUCUUCUGAAACGAACACAGGCUUCACUCGCAGAGUCUAACCUGCGUUUGCACAAGCUCGUUUCAAACUGUCAGGCAGUCACAGAGGCCUUCUCACCAGAAGACUGUGCAGUGGUGAAGAACUUGGAUUUGAGUGGAAAAGACACACCCACACAGCGAAGUUUAGGUCUUCUGUGGGAAAUCAGAACGGACACAUUCACCUUCUCAGUGCCACCAAAUAACAAGCUAUUCACUCGUCGAGGUGUUCUGUCUACUGUGAGUAGCAUUUUCGAUCCUCUGGGCCUGAUUGCUCCGGUCACAAUCCAGGGAAGAGCAAUUCUAAGAGAACUUACCUCCGAGCAGUCUGACUGGGACACACCCCUGCCUGCAGAUAGGCUAAACCAAUGGGAGGCGUGGAGAAAUUCACUUCAAGAUCUAAAGCAGCUUCAUGUCCCACGUAUUUAUACUGCGGCUUCACCCAGUGAAACAACAUACAAAGAACUGUGUGUGUUCUCAGAUGCUUCAGUCAAAGCUAUAGGUGCAGUAGCAUAUUUAAGAACAGUUCAAGAACACGGCCAUGUCGAGGUGGGAUUCAUCAUGGGUAAGGCGAAGCUGGCACCACAAUCUGUCCCAACAGUCCCAAGACUUGAGCUCUGUGCAGCCGUCUUAGCAGUUGAAAUGGCUGAUCUCAUACAAGACGAGCUGGAUCUGGAACUGGAUGCUGUCAAGUUUUACACAGACAGCAAAGUGGUUCUUGGUUACAUCUGUAACGAAUCAAAACGAUUCUAUUUGUACGUCCAUAAUAGAGUCCAGCGAAUUCGCAUGUCAUCAAGGCCAGAACAAUGGAAUUACGUCCAUACAGAGAAGAACCCUGCUGACCAUGCUUCAAGAUCCGUGCCUGCAUCUCAUCUUGCUCAGACCUCAUGGUUUACAGGACCUGACUUCCUCCGUAAGACACCUGUGGAAGAAACACAACCCAGUCCAUCAUUUGAGUUAAUCGAACCAGAAACGGAUGUGGAAAUUCGACCAGAAGUAAGGACCUGUGCUACCUUUCUGGACAGCAAAGUGCUAACAUCUGAACGCUUUCAGCGAUUCUCUACCUUUACCUCAUUGGUAAGAAGCAUAGCAUCACUUAUCCACAUUGCCAAAUCAUACAAUCACUCAGUUCAAAACAGCAAAUGCAAGGGAUGGCACAUAUGUAACUUACCGCAUACUCAAGAGGAACGUGACCAAGCCAAGGACGUUAUCUUCAAAGCAACGCAAAUUUCAGCUUUUGCCAAGGAACGUGCAGCCUUGCACACCAACAAAAUGAUACCUACCAACAGCUGUUUAAGGACACUCAAUCCAAUCCUGGAUAAUGGUCUUCUUGUUUUAGGAGGACGCCUUAAAUAUUCAGGCCUCACAUCUGUGGAAAAGAACCCAAUAAUCCUGCCGAAGCGCAACCACAUCUCUGUGCUGCUCACACGUUAUUACCAUGAGCAAGUGAAACACCAAGGUCGCCAUCUGACAGAAGGUGCCAUCAGGGCCGCUGGUUUGUGGAUUUUGGGAGGCAAAGCUCUGGUCAAUUCAGUGCUUCAUAAAUGUGUGAUCUGCCGCAAACUGCGAGGAAAACAGGAAGAGCAACAUAUGUCAGAUCUGCCACCUGAACGACUCCAAGUCUGCCCUCCAUUUACAUAUGUAGGACUAGACGUUUUUGGGCCAUGGUCUGUCAACAUCAGACGUACUAGAGGAGGACAAGCGGGAAGCAAAAGAUGGGCUAUCAUGUUCAGUUGCAUGAGUUCACGAGCAGUCCACAUCGAGGUCAUCGAGUCUAUGGACACGUCCAGCUGCAUCAACGCCCUCAGGCGUUUCUUCGCACUCAGAGGCCCUGCAAAGCAGUUACGAUCUGACUGUGGCACUAACUUCAUCGGUGCAAGCAAAGAACUGGGCAUGGACAAAAGGAUGCAUAGUUACCUGAGUGAACAGGGUUGCACAUGGGUAUUCAACCCACCCCAUGCCUCUCAUAUGGGAGGUUCCUGGGAACGAAUGAUAGGCAUCGCUAGAAGAAUCCUCGACUCAAUGUUUUUACAGCAGAACAUUCGACUAACACAUGAGGUACUGUGCACACUGAUGGCAGAGGUUACAGCCAUUAUGAAUGGACGGCCGCUUACACCUGUGUCUUCAGAUCCAGAAAACCCCUUCAUUCUUUCUCCGUCGAUGCUCCUCACACAGAAAGUAGGAGUUCCGCCUCCAUUAGGGGAGUUUUCAGACAAAGAUCUACACACAAAGCAGUGGAGACAGGUUCAGACCCUAGCAGAUCAGUUCUGGACUCGUUGGAAAAAGGAAUAACUGCACACUCUGCAACGCAGACAGAAGUGGACGGAAAUUCGAAGGAACCUUCAAGUCGGAGACUUGGUCCUACUAAAGGAUAAACAGGUUGCACGCAACUGCUGGCCCAUGGCCAGAGUCACUGCCACAUUCCCUGGUAAAGACGAACAUGUCAGGAAAAUCGAGUUGCAAACAACAGAGGGAGGAAACCCAAAGACUUUUCUGAGACCUGUAGGAGAGGUUGUUCUACUCAUGUCUAAAGACUGAAGUAAUAACUGUUUGAUUUGUUCUGAUGUUCAGUGACCUUACAAAGGUCAGACGGGGAGUGUGUUGCCUUUAAGGCAAUCUUUAAUUUAUGUAUAUUUUUUCCUAAAUUUGUAUUUAAGUUUGUUUGAUGCAAAGUGUUCAUCUCAAAUGUUUAUAAGUAUGUGUAUGAUAAUAUAAAAUUGUUUCUCUCAGGACAAAUUGCUAAUUUGAGAAGUUUAUAUAAUCUCGCGAUAUGUGUUAAGUGACUUCCGGUUUGCGGGAGAUCGCGUUAGUAAUUUCCUGUUUACGACGGGAUACGGGAGAAACUAGGCACAUGCGACCGUCAUGUGAAUCUCUUGCCAUCCGCUAAGAAAUACCAUAGACGCAAUGCCGUAAGUUUGUAUUUUUUGAUGGUUCAUACUAUAAACGCUAUAUUUGCGUAUGUAUGUGUUAAAACGAGAAAGCAUACAAUGUUGUAUUUGAUUGAUAUUCAGUCUUAAAAGUUUCGGUGACAGUAUUCAGAGACUGAAUGUUUUCCUUUUGUAUUGUGUUUUUACAGUUUUUACCAAAUUACCAUAUAAAGUGAAGAGAAGAAAAUAAACGACACUUUUAUGAA